AUGCAGGAAUUGUGGUUGUUGUUCUGCGGUUGGGAUGAUCCUGUUCCAGAACCGAUCAAAUCGAGAUGGGAAAUCUACCACCAAGAGCUGGUGAAAACAUCUGAGCACCAUGUCAACAGAUGUGCAUUUCUUCCGAGUUCCGUUAUACAGCUGCACACUUUCGCGGAUGCUUCUCAGGCAGCAUAUGGAGCUUGUACGUACGCCCGAUGUGAAGACGACCAAGGAAAGGUGAGGAUUCAACUGCUAGCGUCGACAUCCCGAGUAGCCCCGCUGAAACGAAUCACCAUCGCCCGUUUGGAAUUAUGCGCAGCCGUGCUAGUCUCUCAUCUACACGCGCGAAUCAAAAAGACCAUCGAUGUCAACGUUUCUGCACCCUACUUUUGGUCAGAUUCCGCCGUCACUCUACAGUGGUUACGAUCACCUCCGAACGUCUGGCCUACCUUCGUCGCAAACAGAGUCUCGGAAAUACAGCAGUACACGAACGGAUGUCAGUGGAAACACGUUCCCGGAGCUGAAAACCCUGCCGACCUGGUCUCGCGCGGUAUGUCAGUCGACGAAUUUCUACAAAGCGACUUGUGGAGCUGUGCCCCAGGCUGGUUGUCACUGUCACCACAAGAUUGGCCAAUCUUCAUUCCCCCAGGCGUGCCAGCAGAAGAGCUGGAGUUAAAAACUACGGUUGCACUCACCCAAGCAGUUCCUACCGUUCAUCCCUGGUUUCUCCGUUGGUCUUCCUACAGCCGACUACUCCACGUCAUCGGAUAUUGUAUGCGAUUUGUCACCAACACCCGUUCAAAAGCACGAACCCAACCUUCGCCAUCCCCCAUUCCGGUCGACCAAUAA
Topomyia yanbarensis is the source of this 840-nucleotide messenger RNA. RefSeq lists its product as uncharacterized. The record is from RefSeq and is a predicted model, not a curated record. The transcript has a single exon. NCBI's taxonomy places the organism in Eukaryota, Metazoa, Arthropoda, Insecta, Diptera, Culicidae. The coding region runs from base 1 to 840 and encodes 279 amino acids.